AUGGGUGACAAUGAUGAGAACAAAGAACUGAAGCAGAAGUUGUACUUCUCCUCUUGUGAACAAGAGCGUGAGCAGAAGGAAGCACCAGGGAGCAAGGAGGCCCGGAGCCAAACCCCGGAGAAGUUGGGAGCUCAGGGUUCAGAGGCAAAGCUCACACCUCCCAGGACUCCCCUCAGUAAAGUGCGUGACCUCAACACAUCUCAGGAAAAAGAUCAAGCAAGUCCAGAUCAGGGUCUGAGGACUCCGGUGUCACACUCUCUCACACGUCCUCAAACCCCAGCCCCGCCAGACAAGGGCAAGCCGCCACGCUGUGAGAAAACCUUCACUCCCAGAGGCCAGGUGAGCCAGCCGGUGAUUUCUUCAACAGGGAAGAUCCCCUCCCGAAGCUCUAAGCAUCUGAAGCUCACACCUAGCCCCUUCACUGAUGAGAUGACCUCAUUGGCUCUGGUCAAUAUUAAUCCCUUCACUCCAGAGUCCUAUAGAAAACAGUUCCUUAAAUCCAAUGGCAAGAGGAAAACCCGAGGUGAUCUCGAGGAAGCUGAUUCAGGAGAAGGCAAGGGAGAACAAGGGCUGCCUGCCAAGAGAUGUGUUCUACGAGAAACCAACAUGGCUUCCCGCUAUGAAAAAGAAUUCUUGGAGGUGGAAAAAAUCGGGGUCGGGGAAUUUGGUACAGUCUACAAGUGCAUUAAGAGGCUGGAUGGAUGUGUUUAUGCAAUAAAACGCUCCACAAAACCUUUGGUAGGAUUAUCAGAUGAGAAUUUGGCUAUGCAUGAAGUUUACGCGCAUGCGGUGCUGGGGCAUCACCCCCACGUGGUGCGUUACUACUCCGCGUGGGCAGAAGAUGACUACAUGAUCAUUCAGAACGAAUACUGCAACGGUGGGAGCUUGCAGGCUGCUAUAUCUGAAAACUCAAAGUCUGGCAAUCAUUUCCAAGAGCCCAAACUCAAGGACAUCCUUCUACAGAUUUCCCUUGGGCUUAAGUACAUCCACAACUCUGGCAUGGUGCACCUGGACAUCAAACCUAGCAACAUCUUCAUUUGUCAUAAGAUGCAAAGUGACUCUCCAGUAGUCCCAGAAGAGGUUGAAAAUGAAGCUGAUUGGUUUCUCUCUGCCAAUGUGAUGUAUAAAAUUGGUGACUUGGGUCACGUGACAUCAAUUAGCAAACCCAAAGUGGAAGAGGGAGAUAGUCGCUUCCUGGCUAAUGAGAUUUUGCAAGAGAAUUACCAGCACCUUCCCAAAGCAGACUUAUUUGCCUUGGGACUGACCAUCGCAGUGGCGGCGGGCGCAGAGUCACUACCCGCCAACGGCGCUGCGUGGCAUCACAUCCGUGAGGGGAAUCUUCCAGACACUCCCCAGGAGCUCUCCAAAGAAUUUCACCAACUACUCAAGAAUAUGAUCCACCCCGAUCCAGCAGAGAGGCCUUCUGCAGCGGCUCUGGCCAAAAGUCGAGUUCUCUGCCCCUCCCUGGGGAAAACAGAAGCGCUUCAGCAGCAGUUGAACUUGGAAAAGUUCAAGACAGCCACACUGGAAAGGGAACUGAAAGAAGCCCAGCAGGCCCAGUCCCCCAAGGAAUGCCACAGUGUCCCUGGGGUCUCUGGGACCCCCACGGGAUCAAGAAGCAGCAAACGCCUGGUGGGAGGAAAGAGUGCCAAGUCUUUAAGCUUCACCUGCGGGCAAUCUUCCCCAUAAGAACUCCUUUCACACCAACUCACCUUUUAUCCCCAAAAUGGAUACCAACUGUGUCGACCUUUCUCUUGCAAAGGGAGAAACUAACGGACUUGGGUCCCCAAACAUUUCAAAAGCCACUCUUCAUUUAGCAUUUUCAGCCAAAAGAUCCUACGGCUAUCAAGGCUUCCUAGCAGCAAUGGCCACAGGUACUGUCAUCGGUAGCCAUUUCUCUUCUCUCUCGCUACAUUCCUAACACGA
Hippopotamus amphibius kiboko is the source of this 1926-nucleotide messenger RNA. RefSeq names its product WEE2 oocyte meiosis inhibiting kinase (gene WEE2). The transcript is spliced from 11 exons. The record is from RefSeq and is a predicted model, not a curated record. Bases 1 to 1689 code for a protein of 562 amino acids. Lineage: Eukaryota; Metazoa; Chordata; Mammalia; Artiodactyla; Hippopotamidae. Gene Ontology annotation, molecular function: non-membrane spanning protein tyrosine kinase activity; ATP binding; magnesium ion binding. Gene Ontology annotation, cellular component: nucleus. Gene Ontology annotation, biological process: protein phosphorylation; mitotic cell cycle; regulation of meiosis I.